This is a messenger RNA of Aedes aegypti (yellow fever mosquito), 3949 nucleotides long. RefSeq names its product TATA element modulatory factor (gene Tmf). Gene Ontology annotation, cellular component: endoplasmic reticulum; Golgi apparatus. NCBI's taxonomy places the organism in Eukaryota, Metazoa, Arthropoda, Insecta, Diptera, Culicidae. The transcript has 2 exons. The record is from RefSeq and is a predicted model, not a curated record. The coding region runs from base 214 to 3393 and encodes 1059 amino acids.
CGGACCACUUGCAAACAAGAAGACAAACGUCACGCCACGAAGAAGAAGCGCAACAUAUAAAUUUUUGACGUGUCUCCUGCGAAAAGACGAAAAAAAUAAUCAAUCGACGGAUUUUGCUGCGCGAAAAAGUCAACAAAGUGGUGUAAGAAUUGUGUCCUUGUUGUGUUACGGUAAUGUAAAAAGCUGGCCACGGUGGAGGAGGAACAGAACGCGAUGAGCUGGUUCGACACGACGGGCAUUGCCAAUCUGGCCAAGACCGCCCUGAAGGAGGCCCAGAAGCAAAUCGACAAGGCGCUGGACAUCAAGGAGGAGGACGAGGAUGCGGGGGAAGGGGGGGUUGAGGGGAAGAAGAACCUUGAAGGUCGAGGUGAGAGCAAAACGGAACCCUGCACUCCGGUGAGCGCCGAGGUGGUCAAGGGCGGUGGCAAUGUUAGCAAGGGCCAGAUGGACAGUAUUUGGGGAUCGUUCACGGGGUCGUUUUUCGAGCAACCGGUGACGGCGGCCAACGUGACCGUGACCAAAGCUCCGUCCAGUUUGAAGCGCAAAAGCUUCGAGGAUUGUGGGAUCGCGGAGGUUCCCGGGAAGCUUGGGUCUCCGGAGGCCAGUUCGGAAUCGAUUGAGCUGCUGAGUCCGGUUACGACUCCCGGAUCGGCGCUGACGUCGCCCAGUUCGGGGCCAACCAUUGGCCAGGAGUCGGAAUCGUCGGUCGAGGUGAUCAAGGUUCAGGGAACGCCUUCCAGUGUUUCGACGCCGGAUUCGAUUACGACGAUGGAUCGGAGCUCUUCGGCAGACGAGGGCGAGAUGAAGUUCACUUCGGUGGAAUUGGAAGCCGAUGACGAUAUCAGCGUGGAGGAAGAUUCCGAGGUGUCGUACACGCUUUCGGAGCAGCCCAUAACGGUGAUGGAGACGGGCGAGGGCGGAGUUCCGAUUACGGUGGCGCCGAGCAGGGGAAGUUUGCACUUGAGCCUGGAGAAGCCAUCGGUGUCCAGGCAGAUGACCUUCUCGGAAGUUUCCGUAUGCGAUACGGAAGAAUCGAACGAUUCCGAAACGACGCUGACCUCGAUCGAGAAGCUCAGCAAACAGUCCGAUGAACAUCUGGACAAAUCUUACGAGAAUGUAGAGAUUCAGACGCAGAUCUCCGAUUCGACUCAUAGCUUCGAGGAGAUCCCGGUCCCGACACAGGUUCCAAUGGCGACGGAACCUAAGCAGCAACAAGAAGGGACGUCAUCGCAAAAUUCUGGGGAUGAAAUCGAGACAGCCACCUCGUCGGACAUUGAGAUUAUUUCCAGCCCGAAUGGCGAUUCCAGCAGCACAAACAGUGGCGCAUAUCGAGCUAGCCCUUUGAAAAUCCCGGAUGGCAAGAGUAACAUCGAUAUCCUGAUGAUUAAGAAGCGAGGCCACACGCGGGAACCUUCGGAAGUUUCGGUCCAGAGUGGAAACAGUGACGACUUGAGCGAAACGGAAAAGUUGAUGCGAAGGAUAGCGGAGAUAUCGGAGAUCCUGGAGCAAAGGGAGUUCAGAUUGUUGGAACUUGGCCGACAGAAUGCGGAACUGCACGAGCACAAUUGCCAACUGAGUGCCCAGCUGGAAUCGAAGCAGAGGCGAGCAGACAGUUCGGAAACAGAUGAGUACACGCAAAGGCUCUCAGCACUGGAGAAGAAGUUUCAGCAAUCGAUCCGGGAACGAGAAGCACUUAAAAGGCAACUGGAAGUAGUUCGAUCGGAAGCGCAAGAGAAGAUGAACCGAUCCGACGUGGAGAAGGUUAUCAGCGAGAAGGACUUCAUGAUCGAGGAACUGAAGAAGGAAGGCGAGAAUCUGUCCAAACAGGUUCUGAAUCAUUCCAACAUAAUCAAGAAACUCCGACUGAAGGAGAAGGACAACGAAGCCCUAAUCAAGAAGCUCAAGGAGGAUAUCGGCGAUCUGACGGAUGAAACCGAGCGACUGAAGCGAUCCCUGUCCGCCAAGGAAGAGGUAGAACGCUCCCAAAUCGACGCCGUUCACAAGCUCUCCUCGGAGAAGCGAAGGCUGGAGAAGGACAACGGUGCUUUGAAGAGUCAGCUGGACGAUCAGACGCAGAAGUUCGACACGCUGAAGAAGAGCUUCGACUUUGCCAAAAAGGAACUCACCGAAAAGACCGAAGCCUAUCAGGAGCUUGUGAAGAAGUCGUCUCUCUUAGCGACGAUGGAAUCCGAACACAGCACCAUUCAGAGGGUCAACGAGCAGAUCAGCACCGAGUUGGAAGACCUUCGGGAGAAGCUUCGGCGAGCGGAAGCGGAACACGCCCAGCGGAUACAGCGGCUGAAGAACGAAAACUCCGAACUUCUACUUCGAGUGGAGGAAACCGAAACUCGAGCCGAAGAGGAGAAGAACGCCACCGCCAUGGUCACAGUUCCACUGAUGAAACAGAUCGAAUCCCUACAGAAUGCCCUCCGCAACAAGGAACGAGUCUGGGAGCAGCGCGAGACGGACAUCAUUCGCAAGCUGGACGACUCCAUAGAAAAGUCCAAAACUUUCGGCGACAACGAGCGAACUUUGAAAGAACAGAUAUUCACACUGAACGGUCGGAUCUCCAAUCUCGAGGAAAGGCUAACCGCCGCCCUGUUCAAAUCCGAAGAACUGACCAACAACCUCCAGCAGAAGCAAAUCGAAAUGGACUUGAUGGAGAGCGAUCACAAACUCAAGCUAAAGUCCCUCGAAGAGGACCGCAAAACACUCAGGUCCAAACUAUCCGAUCUGGAAUCGCACUCGGCGGAUCAGGAACGGAAAAUCACCCAACAGAAGGAACAACUCGAUGCCAUCAAGCAACACCAGCAGUCCCACGCGUCUCAUUCAAAGCACGACCAGUCCCACCGCCAUUCGCCUCCCUCCCCGACGCAAGCCCUCGGAAUCGCCCUCGGUGGAUCGCGAACUUCCUCUCCGACGCCCAGCAUGGGUAAUCUGUCGCUUCCGGAAUCGAUCGGCAGCAUUCCGUGGAAUCAGAUGGACGACGACGCCGGGUCGAACAGUGGUCGACAAACCAUCGGCGGGGCACCGCUUCUGCAUACCACGUCUCUGCUGGAGAACUUGCAGGCCACCCUGAAACAGCGGGACGGCGAGGUCUAUCAGCUGCAGUGGGAACUGUCGCGCUUCCAGCAGGAACGCAACGUGCUGAAUGCGGAGAUUUCGAACCUUACGGCGGAACUAGAUAAUAUCCGCGAAAAGUCCGAACGCACCGCCCAGCUGGAGGAGGACUUCCAGCAGCUGCAGGAGCGCUACGACGCCUUGCUUCAGCUGUACGGCGAGUCGGUGGAGAAGAUCGAGGAACUCAAACUGGACCUGGUGGACGUAAAGGAGAUGUACAAGCUCCAGAUAGACGACCUGCUGCGACAGGUGGCCGCCGGCAAGAAGUUAUAGUCGAUUCGCCGGGAUUGCUGUUUGAUGGAUGGAAGUCACCAUCAUCGCGUCCACCGGUUGGGCUGCGAGGGCGAUCUGAUGAGCGCGAGUGGCGGAAAGUGCUACUAAAUGUGAUAUGUGUGGAUGAGUCUGAGUGGCGACUGUUUCCCGGACGGUGCAAUAUGGGGUCGGGCCGUGGAAUCGAAGGAAGAUACUUUGUUAACACAGUGCUUUGAUUGGCCGGACGUUUCUUCGCGGCGUUAGGUUUGUAUUUUUUGGACAUCACGUUUCAAAUGCUGGUUUAAAGUUUAGCCAAUUUCUCACGAUCGGAAACUGUCGUAAUCCAGCUUUGUGUGUACUAAUGUCAGAUGCAUUGUUAUGAAGAGUUAGGUAAGUCGCAAUUUAGGAACAGGAAAUUAUAUCGUAGGUACUGAAAAGGAUUCUGUAACUAAAGUUUUAGUAUAGUCAUGUUUGGGAUAUUAAAACCUCUUUAAAAUAGCUGGCUAUAAUAUUAGCUUCGUACUUUUAUAAUAUUCUUCGUAUAAUAUAUUUAUCUCAAUGAAUAUUGAAAAUGAAA